GUAUGAUUCACAGUGAUAAACUGCAUCAUAACUACUUAAAAAUACAACUGCAUGGUUGAAUUCAGCAGGUGGAGAUAACUACACCAAUAAUAUAAUAGAAUACUUCAAUCUUAGAAGACAAAAACAACGUCACCCAUAAUGCAACAGUAUACUUGAAUUCUGCAGAUGGAAACAACUACACCCAUAAUGCAACAGUUUACUUGAAUGACAGCAUACGGAAACAACUACUCUAUAGAACUCAUAUAUGUCAGAGGAUAAAUGACCAUAUUACAAUUGACUACUUGAAUACAACAGCUAAUAACAACUGCAACCAUAUGCAAAUGCAAUAAUGCAUACAUACUCUAAACCUUGAAACCUCGAGUAACAACUGUUUCAAUAUACCAGAUAGUAUAUAACAAUCAACAACACAUCAAAAUGGCAGAUUCAAAGCCCUAUAAUAACUUAAAAUUACUAAUUUUUCUAUCCACUGUUGCAAUAAUAGCUGGAAGUGCGACUUAUUUUUAUGUUAAUGAAAAUGUUUUUGAACCUCAACUUGUCUGCAUGGUACUUGGUUUCUUACUCCAACGGUACUUUCUACAUAAGAUUAUGUUUUUACCGGAGUCUAAGCCCAACAGGCAGACAUUACUUUACAAAAAUAGUAACUUUUUCAAAGUGGAUGUGAUACUACUGGGUAUUGCCCUCUUUUCUUGCUUCGUAGAACCAUGUUAUGACAUUUCACUGGGAGAAUUUUAUAUUCUAGGAACAUGGUGCUUAUAUGGAGUGACACUGCUAUGCACUGUCGUAAUAUUAAUGUUAAUCGAUUUCUAUUUCAAAAGAAGCAUAGACAAUGACAAGAAAAUUCCAAAUGGUGAAAUUUCAGUAGAAACCAAGUCAGCUGCCCGUGUAUUAUUCGUGUUUAUGGGCAUUUGCCUUAUGGUGGUUGGAGGACUUGCAUUCAAUGAUGGAUUCAAAACUGAAAUGCAUGGAUAUCUACUAACAUUUUCCUAUGUACCAUUAGCCAUGGCGGCACUAGGAUUAUUGCUUGCUCACUGUACCAGCAUGUUAAAUUGGACUGAACCACCUAUCAAGUCAAGGGACACCAUCAAAAUGAGAUGUUUAAUAUUCACAGGUUAUGAUUUCUUACUUUUGGCCAUAGGCAUUAACCUAAUGCUAUCAUACUCCCCAGAUAUUGGGUUGGUUGCGGACAGAUCUGGUUUAAACCAGUUAGGACAAGUGCUUUGUGGUUACGGACUAGUGGCAUCUUUGGCAACAGGUAUCAUAUACAGGAAGCACAUACAAAACAAUCCUAAAUUUCCAGUUUCCAGAAUAGAAGAAGAAGAAUCUGACUCCAUUAUGUUUUGGUCUAUAGUUUUAGGACUUGCUUUUGUAGUCGCUGCCAUGACUUUAUUCUUUCUUGGCCCAUGUGGAGUACGAUCAGAGUUCCGUCCAACUUGCUUAAUUUCACCAGGUAUGCUGGUCAUGGCAGCCCUUAUCAUGCGUGUAACGGUCCUUAAUCACACUGCUGCCCAUCCACGUAAAUCUGUUGAUGAAAUAACCAAGCAGCGUAAUUUUCUGAUAUUUUGCGAUGUUAUUGUUGCAGGGGUAGGUAUAUCCCUUUUCCUAACAACCUAUGGUAAAGGGGAAAAUAAAUGGGUUGAAAAUGCCAACAGUACUGUUACCCCAGGAGGUACAUACAUUCAAGUUGUUCAAGAAGCACUCUAUUUUAGCCCUGUAAUGUUUAUCGAAGCCCCCAUAGGGAUCCUGAUCACACUGUACUGGUUCAAUCGGUUUAUAACCAAGAACUACAAUACCUGGUUUGGUGAGAAGAACCAGGUGGUUAACAUAACAAUAGCUUCAAGUUCUGCUACACAGAAUGUCACUGCUACAAAUAAUGCCACUGCUACAAAUAAUGCCACUGCUACAAAUAAUGCCACUGCUACAAAUAAUGCCACUGCUGCAAAUAAUGCCACUGCUGCAAAUAAUGCUAGUGCUGCAAAGAAUGCUAGUGCUGCACGCAAUGGAGCCAGAGUGUCAACUUCUGAUCCCUCCAUUCCUACAUCUGUAAGUCGUACAACAAGACCAGAAAGAACAACAUCUGUAACUGGAAAAUUAAAUGGGCCUGGUAAUACACAACCACAAUCAGAAGCUAUCCUUCCACAACCUGGAACUAUUCCUUCACAGCCUGGAGUUAUCCCUCCACAACCUGGAGCUAUUCCCUCACAGCCUGGAGUAAUUCCUUCACAGCCUGGAGCUAUCUCUACAAAACCUGGAGAUGUACCUCCACAACAUGGAGUUAUCUCUCCACAUCCUGGAGCUAUUCCUCCACAAUCUGGAGUUACCCCUCCACAACCUGGAGCUAUUCCUCCACAAUCUGGAGUUAUCCUUCCACAACCUGGACCUUCACACCCACUGCCUGGCUCCAUCCCACCUCCACCUUUCAAUCCCCUAUACCCAUCCUAUUUCAUGCCUGGGCCAUCAGGUUCUUCUCCAAAUGCCAGGAACAUGGGACCAGUACCAGAGUUGCCCUUAAACCCUCUACGUCCUCACCACACAGGGUUUCCACAGCCUCAUGGGUAUAUACCCUCAGCACCUCCAGGUACCUCCUUUGGUGUACCACCAGCCAUUGUAUAUACAAUUGGAGAUACAACCAACCAGACAGCAGAAAUGCCUUCAUCAAAUGAUCGUUUAACAUUCACACCCCCACCAGCAUACGAAUCACUCUUUCCAGGACGAAAUUCAGAGUCAAAUGUAUAAAAUAAAAAUUUUAUAUAAAAUACUAUUUUUUAAAUGCCUCAAUCAAAUGAUCGUUUAACAUUCACACCCCCACCAGCAUACGAAUCACUCUUUCCAGGACGAAAUUCAGAGUCGAAUGUAUAAAACAAAAGUUUUAUAUAAAACACUAUUUUUCUUUUAUCACAUGAUCAGUGUAAUAUGAAUGUAAAAGUGAGUGAGUGUAAAUGUAAAAAGCAUGUUUAAAAUCAGUUAUUUGCGUACAUCAUAAAUUUUUCUCCUCUUAGAAAUUUGUAAUAUAUUUUUUGCCAAUAAAAAUCAAAUUCUUUUUGUCAUUGAGAUUUUUAAUGAUUUUACCUCAUUAAAUACUGCAGAUAUAUUGAAUGAGUGUAGUACAUGUUAUCUCUACUACAUAUAGAAGAAUCUGAAGCAUGUUUCAAUGAGUAAAAUCUCGCAUUCUCUGUGAUAUCAUUCUUGAAAUGAAAGGCAGGAUAGAAACAUUUCUAAAUAAGGACACCAUUUUGAGGUACCAACGAUAUUUUACUUAUACAGGUUUUACUACUACAUGUACUUAAAUAACAGGGUUUUCAUUAGCAGUAGGCAAAAGGCGAUUUUCACUGGUUGUUUUCACAAAAUCGCCUGUUGCUUUUAGGAACUUUUCAACUUUUCCAUGUUAAAUUUAUUAUUUCCAUUAAUUCAUUUAUUCAGCCUGUUGAGAGGAAUUCUACUGAAACCCCUGAAUAAUGUGAUUUUAUUAUAAAUAUUUUAUAAAUCGUAACUUAUUUUCAUAUGAUAUCUUGUAAAAUAAGUACUUAUCCAUGUCACUAUGUAAAUAUGGGCAAAAAAUGGGCACUUUUCGCAGACUUUGUAGUUCAAUUGUAAAGAUACGUUAUGGACAACCUGUAUAUUUACUGUUAGAUAUAAGGUGAUUACACAGCAUUAUUGUUGGAUUACACAGCAUUAUAAAAUAAAAUAUAUAUUUUGUAAUAAAAAUGUAGAUCAAAAUUGUUUUUUCAUUGCAGUUCAGAUUAUAAUGUUCCUCAAUAAGUAAAAUAAAAUGACUUAAUAAUGGAAGUAUGCAGAAUAAAUUUAGUAUUUUGGGAUGUGUCUUCUAAGCUCAUAGUACCAAAUCAUAAGCCUAUUUACUUUAUUGAUUUG
Messenger RNA from Owenia fusiformis, 3867 nucleotides. NCBI's taxonomy places the organism in Eukaryota, Metazoa, Annelida, Polychaeta, Sabellida, Oweniidae. The record is from the annotation of a GenBank genome assembly.